Messenger RNA from Fonsecaea monophora, 942 nucleotides. RefSeq lists its product as hypothetical. The record is from RefSeq and is a predicted model, not a curated record. Bases 1 to 942 code for a protein of 313 amino acids. NCBI's taxonomy places the organism in Eukaryota, Fungi, Ascomycota, Eurotiomycetes, Chaetothyriales, Herpotrichiellaceae. The transcript has a single exon.
AUGCACCUGACCGACCCCAUCCACCUCUCCUUGGAAGAUGCAGAUAACGUUGUCCCGGAUAUCGCACGCAUCAAACAUUCGUCCUUGACCGCCACUCCGCUGGGACAGUUGAGAUACGGCGACGUCCCCGCCGAGGAGGCUCGCGAAUGGCUCGAGGCGUGCACCAGGGUCGAGCUCCUCAGCGAGCUGAAAUAUCCCCGUAUCGUCGGUCUCGAGUGCGACGGGUUGGGUCGGCAUGUACCGCGCAUGGAGCACCUGGUCAUUCGCGAUCUGGAUCUGGACCUGGACCUGCCGCAGCCAACGGCACAGGGUGACGUAGUGUCUGACGCUGGAGGUGUCGUCGUCGCGUUUGCCGAGUUCCAAUAUCACCCAUUGCCAGGACAAGAACAGGAACACAGAAUAAAACCAUCUGUCUCAAAAAGUACGACAGAGACCCAGAGCAGAGUCGAAAUACCAAGCUUGACCUCCUCCUCAUCGCAACCUCCGACGAAUGUCGAUACGGAGGUCGUCAAGCUCCCAUCAUCCGCCCACCGCGCCCUCCACAAACACUGGGACCAGACCGUCGAAGCCGCUCUCUCCGCCACGUUCGGAGGCAUGCACUGCUUCGAGGUACGCGGCAUCGGCACACUCUCCCCAACACACCUGCGCAAGGGCAUCGCGAGCAGAUUGUUGGCGUGGAUCUUUCCCUGGGCGGACAGAUUGGACGUCCCUGUCGUCCUGGCCGCGACUCCCGCGGGGUAUCCAUUCUACAUUCGACAUGGGUUUGUAGAGGUCGGUGACCACCACCGCGGUGAGGGCGACGACGAGGCAAGUACAAAAGGCACGAGAGGUACGCGGCCGUUCAUCGAGUGCGACAUGGCCGAGUGGGGAGGGAUUGGAAUCCAUCGCCAUGUCCUGAUGAUACGGUGGCCCAAGCACGCGGCAGGAGUGGAUGGAACGUAA